CCUACUUUUUUCUUCCUGCUAUUUCAACUACUACCUAUUUACUAAAGUACUAUUCUUUCUUCCUUACCAUAUCUUAUAAUUGAAAUCCUCAAUAUUACCGUACCCUAAUAACACAUCUGCAAUUCCAUCUCAGCCAAUACGACGUAGUGUACCGCUGCAACACUCCCCCCCACUACAGGCAACUAAUUAACACAGCUGUCUAAAACAAAUAAAAUAAAACCACCCACCCACCCACCAACUGCUAUCGUCACGCUACGUCACAUUCAUGAUUCCACUGCUGAACUACCCUUAUGCACCCUUGCCUGAGGAGAGGUAGACUGUGCAGGUUAAUUCGGAGUAACCUACCCUAAGACGAAACCAGAAGAGAGCUACCUAUAAUCCACUUCUCCAACUUUUUAGCUGCUUGGCUGUUUAGCUGUUUAGCUGUUUAACUGCUAUCGGAAAUCACCUAAAGGUUAGGUCAGAUUACCUGGAAACUAGAUCGACACACGAUCACUUACGCGCAUCCCCACGAGACCCAACUCCAACUGCCGACCAUGAGCAUCAACCGACAAGAUACCGAUUUAAUAGACCUCUCGCCGCCCUCCUCCGGCCCCUCGACCCCCGUAUCCCACCGCUCCCUGUCCCACACCCACACCCACGCCCACACGUUCCCGGAGUCCAAGCCGCAAUCACCUCCGCCCCAGGGCCCCUCCUCCUCCGGCAGCGGCUACGGCGUCAUCCUCGGCCUCUGGCGCCGCUUCUCCUCCCUCGAGUCCCCCACGUCAAACCUCGCACCGCCGCCCUCCCACGCGCAGCUACACAACGCCAAUUCGGAACCCGUAGGCGCGGGCGACGGUGUAACGGGACCGUUCGUCCCGCUGGCGCGCCGCACACCGUCGCCUCUGCGUGGGCUCCCUUCUCUCGAGCCCUUGGUGCUGCACGGCUAUCGAGCCGACACCCGGACUGACGAACGGUUGCUGGCGCAAGGCCUGGCGGAGGAGAUCAGGACGUUCUUGCCCGAGCGGUUGAAGAUUGUCGAGGACUGGCGGUUGGUGUAUAGUUUGUACCAGGAUGGCAGUUCGUUGGCUACGCUGUAUAAGCGGUGCGAGGAGUACCGCGGACGGAGGGUCGGGUUCGUGCUUGUUGUGCGGGAUGGGAAGGAAGGGACCUUCGGCGCAUACCUAACAGAAGCACCACACCCAGCGCCAUCCUACUUCGGCACGGGAGAAUGCUUCCUCUGGCGCGCAAGCCUCCACGCGCCUCUCCCCCCGCCCCCCUCCGCCGACACAUCCAACCUGAACUUCCGCGCAACGACAAUAGCCUCCCCGACCACCAACACCAACACCAACACCAACACCAACUUCCCGCGCGCCGACAGCCAGCCCGCCAGCCAGCUAGAGCCCGCGCCGACCGACCUAGAAACCGGCAAGGCCGCAACCUCGGUGCAAAGCAUCCGGUUCCAGAACUUCGCGUACACGGGCGCCAACGACUACUGCAUCUUCUGCGAGACGGGCUUCCUGUCCGUGGGAGGCGGCCGGGGCGGCAAGUAUGGCCUGUGGCUGGAUAAUGGGUUGACGCGGGGCCAUAGCGCGACGUGCGAUACGUUUUUGAAUCAGCCGCUUAGCGAAGAGGGCGAGAAGUUCGAUGUGUUUGGUGUGGAGAUGUGGGUUGUGGGUGGUUAAUGCGAUGUUUAACGAAGUAGUAGUAGGGGCGUUGGUUGUUGGUAUGAGGGUUGUGUGACAUUUCAUCAAGUCAUUUUUGGCUUGACUCGACUAAUGGGAACGAAUCGGGAUGGGGUGUGAAGUAUCGUGGUAAUUACGGCGAGCGUCUGUACGAGCAGCAUGGCAAUGGGAAGCACGUCGUGGUGUAGUACGGUGCGGUAUACCGGUGAACGAGCCAAACCCGGCCAGGCAAGGAUGGAAAAGGGGGCUGGAAAUACCUAGCAGAUAAAACACCGAGAUCAUGACUGGGGCAAAUAGGCGUUCCGGUUCCAUAGGGACAGACAAGCAAGCAAGUCUUGCUAUUUUUGUUGUUGUUUUUUGUUUUGUCUCUGUCGACGGAUGGAAUUGCUAAAUAUAUUAUAUUAAUUCCGCUCACUGACUUUGACUUUGGCUUGGGAUAAGUAGUAGUUAAAAGAGAUUGGUCGCUCUAGCUUUUGAUGUUCUUCUUGAUAAGAUCAGGUAGGAUCAGAUGAAUGAACGAGAAUGCUUACUAUGUAGGCAGCUUUCUAGCA
This is a messenger RNA of Daldinia loculata, 2215 nucleotides long. RefSeq names its product TLD-domain-containing protein. The coding region runs from base 537 to 1664 and encodes 375 amino acids. The record is from RefSeq and is a predicted model, not a curated record. The transcript has 2 exons. Lineage: Eukaryota; Fungi; Ascomycota; Sordariomycetes; Xylariales; Hypoxylaceae. Gene Ontology annotation, cellular component: nucleus. Gene Ontology annotation, biological process: response to oxidative stress.